AUGGAGGCGGCGGCAGCCCUGAACGAGAGCGGAGCGGCGGCCCCGCGGCUGCCGGCCGGCGGCGGAAACUCCUCGCUGGAGCUCUCGUCGCGGGCCCCCGCGCCCGCCGCCCUCAACCCCUGGGAUGUGAUGCUCUGCGUGUCCGGCACCGCCAUCGCCUGCGAGAACGCCCUGGUGGUUGCCAUCAUCUGCUACUCGCCCGCCCUGCGCUCCCCCAUGUUCGUGCUGGUGGGCAGCCUGGCCACGGCUGACCUCCUGGCCGGCCUCGGCCUCAUCCUCAACUUCGUUUUCCAGUACGUGAUUCCCUCGGAGACGGUCAGCCUGCUGACGGUGGGCUUCCUCGUCGCCUCCUUCGCCGCCUCCGUGAGUAGCUUGCUGGCCAUCACGGUCGAUCGCUACCUCUCCCUGUACAAUGCCCUCACCUACUACUCGGAGAGGACGGUGCUCUGCAUUCACACCAUGCUGGCGGGCGCUUGGGGGGUUUCCCUCUGCCUGGGGCUGCUGCCCGUCCUGGGCUGGAACUGCCUCCACGACCGCACCUCCUGCAGCGUCGUCAGACCCUUGACCAAGAGUAACGUGACGCUGCUGUCUGCCUCCUUCUUUCUCAUUUUCCUCAUCAUGCUCCAUCUCUACAUCGAGAUCUGCAAGAUAGUCUGCAGGCAUGCCCACCAGAUAGCUCUCCAGCAGCACUUUCUGACUGCCUCGCACUAUGUCACCACCAAAAAAGGAGUCUCUACCCUGGCUAUCAUCCUUGGGACCUUCGGAGCCAGCUGGCUGCCUUUUGCCAUCUACUGUGUGGUGGGGGAUCCUGACUACCCUUCUGUGUACACGUACGCCACGCUCCUACCUGCUACCUACAACUCCAUGAUCAACCCCAUCAUUUAUGCCUACAGAAACCAGGAAAUCCAGAGGUCCAUGUGGGUGCUCUUCUGUGGCUGCUUUCAGGCUAAAGUGUCCUUUCGCUCCCGGUCCCCCAGCGAUGUCUGA
This is a messenger RNA of Onychostruthus taczanowskii (white-rumped snowfinch), 987 nucleotides long. RefSeq names its product G protein-coupled receptor 6 (gene GPR6). The record is from RefSeq and is a predicted model, not a curated record. Gene Ontology annotation, molecular function: sphingosine-1-phosphate receptor activity. Lineage: Eukaryota; Metazoa; Chordata; Aves; Passeriformes; Passeridae. Bases 1 to 987 code for a protein of 328 amino acids. The transcript has a single exon. Gene Ontology annotation, cellular component: membrane. Gene Ontology annotation, biological process: G protein-coupled receptor signaling pathway.